AUGUUCGAAUCGCGAGUAGAAGCAUGGCUCGAACUGUUGGGAAUCACAGAAGAUUACAUACAGGCUCACGCCUCCGAGGUACCUCAUGACAAGCCACAAGCGACAGAGCCACCAGCCUUUCAGGAUGAGUCUGAUAUCAUCAAAGAUUGCAGCUUAUCAUCCAUAUCCCUCGAUAAGGAUGGAUGGCAGAUGACUGACGCCCAUCUCUUUCAGUCUGAGGAUACCCCGGAAUGGAGCAACACAGGAAACGGCUCGCUAGCGGCGGAUCAAGGAUGGAAGGUUGUCAAGUCGAAAAGAUCAACAAGACGAAGGCAUGCCGAGACUGUUUCAACUAGCCUUACCACAGAUUCUUCGCGUCCGAGUCGAGCAAAGGAGGGCAGCACAACAGGAGAACAUGCCGAAAGCCCUCUAUCUUCGAGUUCAUCCAUGUCGCCAAAUCCAAACAUCGACAACGGGCCACCGAAAGGGAGUGGCCCGAACAGUCGUCACAAUCAGAUGGACAGAACAGGGACGUCACUGCCUCUUCAGCCUUUCGCAAACCUUUCUAGCAGAGACAUGGAGCAAGUGGCGAAAGACGUCGAGCGAAGCUUUAUUGGCCCAGCGUUCAAGUCAAUGUUCAUACAAAAGCCUCAGCCUCAAGCCGGCAAUACGGAUGCGGACACCGCAUCCGCUAUACCUCAACAAAAACAGCUUCGCCGGCAGCAGCUGUCCCACCUUAUCCUCACCACCCUCUCCCACUUUCCAUCGCUCUCCUACUUCCAAGGCUACCACGACAUACUCACCGUCCUCCUCCUCACACUCUCUCCCGAACCACCAUCUCCAUCUCAUCUCUUCUCGUCCCGGCGUACCCAAUUCAUCCUUGAACUUUCGGCAGAACGCGUCAGCCUCUUUCUCAUCCGAGAUAGCAUGACGCGCGACCUCCUUCCCAUCAUGGGCCAGCUCAAGAUUCUUUCCAACCUUGUACGCGCCUCCAAUUCGCACUUUGCAGAAACCAUGGAUCGCGCAUCUCCAUCGCCAUACUUCGCUCUGCCUUGGCUCAUGACGCUAUUAACACACGAUGCGGCCGAUGUAAAGGUGAUGCAGAGGGUGAUGGACUUUGUGCUGGCAUACGGUCCGGCAGCAGCAAUUUACCUGUGUGGCGCAAUCCUGCUGGAAGCGAAAGUGGAGGAGCUGGACGCGAUGGACGAAGAGCUGUUGGAGGAUGCGGCCAUUUUGCAUACUGUCUUGGGCAGAUUGCCGGUCAUCGUUGCUGAUGAGGAUGCAACUUCAAGAAAUCUCCAGGCGACUCAUAGCAAAAGCACAGACAGUGCAGUCAACCAGGAGAACGAGCACAUAAAUCGGGAUAAAUCACUAGUCUCCACGUCCAUUUACACAGAUCCUGACGUAGAGCUUCCAAGCCUCGCUUCGGAUCGCGCGCUCGCGGCCUCAAGCAACAGCAAUCCCGCUCACUCUGUUGCCACACCGACCAAGAAGGGUAUUCCACUGUCGACGUUACUGCAAGCAGCAGUGCGAUUGAUGGAACGCUUUCCCUUGUCGUCGGAUGCUCUGCAGGCACACAGCAUCAUGGGUCCGAGAAGUGUACUUUUCACCUGGUCAGAAGUGUUCGAUGCUCCGUCCAUCUCGGACGGACCGGACGAUACUAAGCGCGAACGCGGUCAGAUCAUCGAGUGGGGACCAGCCACAUCGCUCGCCAUAUCUGCUCUCACAGGACCUACGGAGCAAGUUGUUCAAGAUCCGCACCCUUGCACGCCGCUCGAGGACGAGUUGGUUGAACCAGAGAAACACGUUGAGAAAGACGAAAUGGCGCUCAGGCCAAGAUGGCAUCUCACCAGAGGUUCGUCAGCUGAUGCUGGUCCAGCUACACGCAUGCUAGCCGUCGUCGGCUUAUCCGGCCUGCUCGUUGCGGCGAUUUACAGCGCAACCGCAAGCCAAAAUCGCACUCCGUCACUGAGCACAGAAGAGUCAAAGAAAGUGUUGACGCUCAUCGUUUCCCUGCUCAGCAAUUGGGGGAGGGUUGUGGGCGGUAGCCCUUUGUAA
Messenger RNA from Mycosarcoma maydis (corn smut), 2037 nucleotides. RefSeq names its product GTPase-activating protein GYP8. Gene Ontology annotation, cellular component: endoplasmic reticulum membrane. Lineage: Eukaryota; Fungi; Basidiomycota; Ustilaginomycetes; Ustilaginales. Gene Ontology annotation, biological process: endoplasmic reticulum to Golgi vesicle-mediated transport; positive regulation of GTPase activity. The coding region runs from base 1 to 2037 and encodes 678 amino acids. The transcript has a single exon. Gene Ontology annotation, molecular function: GTPase activator activity. The record is from RefSeq and is a predicted model, not a curated record.